AAGACAAUUUUUUCAGCCGGUUUGUUAUUGUCGUCUUGUGGCUUUAAUUUAAACAAAUCAAGUUUUCCCAUAUAAAUGUAAGUGAACCCACCUGCAACCAUGGCUCACCUGACCGGCACCCGUGUCAGCACCUUCAAUGAAAGCUUCCUCAACGAAAAUGAGCACGACUCGAAUGCGGUGCUCAUGGAGCUGGACAAGGGGCUGCGUAGCGCCAAGCAGGGAAUCCAGUGCGAGGCGAUUGUCCGCUUCCCGCGACUCUUUGAGAAGUACCCGUUCCCCAUCCUGAUCAACUCUUCGUUCAUCAAGCUGGCCGAGUUCUUCGUCAGCGGAUCGAAUCUCCUGCGCUUCUGGGUGCUGCGCGUCUGCCAGCAGAGCGAGAAUCACUUGGACAAGAUCCUAAACAUUGACAACUUUGUGCGUCGCAUCUUCAUGGUGAUGCACUCCAACGAUCCGGUGGCGCGUGCCCUGCUCCUGCGCACUCUCGGCGCCGUUUCCCGCGUCAUUCCCGAGAAGCAGCAGGUGCACCAUGCCAUCCGCAGAGCUCUGGACAGCCACGAUACCGUUGAGGUGGAGGCGGCCAUAUAUGCCAGCAGCUGCUUUGCCGCACAGUCCAGUUCGUUUGCCAUCAGCAUGUGCGCCAAGAUAUCGGACAUGAUUGAGUCGCUGCAGGUUCCAGUGCCGAUGAAGCUGCUCCUUAUUCCCGUGCUGCGGCACAUGCACCACGACGCCACCACAGCGACUCUGGUCAGCAGGCUGUGCAUGGACCUGCUACCCAAGUAUCCGGCCCAGAGCUUCGUGGUGGCCAUUAUAGACACGCUCACCCAGCUGUCCUCCCGCACUCUGGUGGGUGUGCCCGGUCAGCUGGAGGUUCUGCUGGACUUUAUGCAAGAUCUUCGCACGCCCGUGCGCGUCCAGGUGCUGCGCUCCUUCAACGAGCUGGCGGGUAGCCAAAGCGUGGAUGCCUGGCCCAAGCCAGCAAUUGAAGCUCUCAUCGGCAGAUUCGAGCUCUGUACCAAUUCCCAGGAGCAGUUUCUCUUCCUCUCGAUCCUGCUAAAGCUCAGCGAGUGCCCGCUCACCUGCCAGCAGCUCCUAAGGGAGCACCGCGGGGCAUUGCUUCAACUCUGCAUCCAGUGCAUCAGCAAGCUGGACGACUAUACCACAGCGACCCAGGCCAUGGCGGUGCUUUCGGUCCUCGGGGCCUUUGGACUGAAAAAGAAGCACGAGAGCGGCGUGCAGCAGGUGGAGGAUAUCCUGCACAUGGUCAACCUGCACAUGGAAGGAUUGCUUCUGUGCACGGCGAGGCGGGCGGAGUGCACCAGGGAUCUCCGGCGGGUGCUGACCUACGGCAUUAGGAUUACGCAAGCGAAUGCUGAGUUUGGAACGUCCUUCAUCGAAAUUGUGACCAACACACUGGGCGACAAGGUGGUGUAUCCGCCGGCCAACGCGGAGCUCAUGUGUGAGGCUUUGGUUGGUCUCUGUGAGCACUUCCAGUUGCGCAAGUAUGCCUUCUCCACGGUCGAGGGCCUGGUGGGUGAGGACGACAGCAAUGCCAUGGAUACCGAUGAACCGCCGCCAUCAAAGGUGAAUCCCAUGCUGGCCCGCUUGCCGCUCAUCCUGCACAAGUUGAACAGUAUCAUUGAGAGCCCGGAGAGCUGCGAGCAGCAGGUUAAGACCGUGGAGAUCCUCAGCGCUCUGGUACUGCAGACAACCAUGGGCUGUUAUCUGCCCCAAAAGGUGACGCAGGUAUUCGAGAAGUGCGUUUCCCGGCUGAACUGCUGGACGCUGUACAGGAUUGCACGCACGGCCAGUCGCUAUGGCCAUCACUACGUGGCCGCACAUAUAUACACCAAGAUCUCCCAGAUGGUGAUCGUUGAUCACAUGCACUACUUCCUCGUGGCGCUCUCGCAGAUCUCGCAGGCCGAGUGCAUCCUGAACUAUGGCUUGGAUUACGCCGUCAUGCGGGAUAACUACGCACCGAAGGCGCCACCGGAGAGCUUGAUGCCGCUGAUGAAGCGAUUGGAGAAUGCCAGCAAUCUCUAUCAGCAGGCGUUGGCCAGCCUGCGGGCUUGCUCCUCGCCCCAGCAUCCGUGCACCUUCCAGCUGGAGUAUCUGAAGAUACGGGCGCAGUUCCUGCAGACCUUGCUCCUGGCGGUGACCGUGAAGAAUGCCCAGGUGAUUGUGCCGCCGCCGGCCAUCGCCGGAAGCCUGGCUCAGAACUCGCGGGACUACCUGCAAAAGUUUGGACAUGUUACCAAUCAGCUGCGCAAGCUUGUCAAGGCUCUGAAGGCCUGCGAGGAGUCGUACGCCAGGCUCUACAAAUCCUCCUUCGAUGCCGACCAUGUGACACUGGAGUUCCUGCAGGUGGCUGAGUUCCAGUGUGCCCUCUUCGCCCACAUUAUCGAGUCCAUUUGCUAUGCCACGCCGCCGGAACCGCCCGUCUUCCUUACCACCGGAGAGCAUCCGGAGACGCGGUACUUUUCCGCCAGCUGCCAGCGCAUGGUGCAGAUGCAGAAGAACCUGCCGCAGGAGCCAGCGAAUGCCAAGACCAUUAGCAAUCGGCAUUUGGACGUGAUUAUAGCCCAGAUCGAGAUCAUCACCAAAACGCCGCUCUGCCUGCCUCGCUACUUCUUCCAGAUCCUGCAGUCCACGCAGAUCAAGCUGUCGGUUAGUCCGCAGCCCAGGAGCGCCACCGAGCCGGUGAAUGUCCAGUCGGGCAGUAACCUGGUCAUCAAGGUGGAGGGCGUACUGCAGCACUUUAGCAAGCAGCAGAAGCACUUCCGCCGUGUCGAGUCCGUCCAGCUGAGUCUCACAUCUCAGCUGAUUACCCCGCCUCCGAGAUCCACGCAGGACCAGCUAUCCAAGCCGGGAGCCAAUGACACCGUGACCCUCAAUCAGAUUGUAAAGCCCCAGCGGGACUUUCUCUCUGGCAGCUUCCUGCUGCCCAUCUCCAGUGGCGGUCACUUUCAGGUCACACUCGAGACGUUCGUGGUAGAUGAGAACGGGAUCACCUGGUGCACGGGUCCGAAGUCUUCGAUGGUGGUGAGGGUGCUGGAGGAUCCCAGCAAGCCAUCGGCGCCAACGCCAAGCACUUCCCAGGCGGUGGGCCAGACGAGGAGGUUUUAAAAACGCUUAAGCUUAUGUUUUAAGAUGGAAU
Molecule: messenger RNA, 3154 nt
Organism: Drosophila kikkawai
Lineage: Eukaryota; Metazoa; Arthropoda; Insecta; Diptera; Drosophilidae
Gene: defl
Product: Integrator complex subunit 7
Biological process (GO): snRNA 3'-end processing
Cellular component (GO): integrator complex
Source: RefSeq, a predicted model, not a curated record